Messenger RNA from Harpegnathos saltator (Jerdon's jumping ant), 3295 nucleotides. It is a transcript of the gene GCS2alpha, whose product is annotated as glucosidase 2 subunit alpha. The coding region runs from base 429 to 3185 and encodes 918 amino acids. The record is from RefSeq and is a predicted model, not a curated record. Gene Ontology annotation, biological process: N-glycan processing; carbohydrate metabolic process. NCBI's taxonomy places the organism in Eukaryota, Metazoa, Arthropoda, Insecta, Hymenoptera, Formicidae. Gene Ontology annotation, molecular function: alpha-glucosidase activity; carbohydrate binding. The transcript is spliced from 7 exons.
UUGAUUAUUUUUGACUUUUUAACCUUCACAAACGAGGAAGAUACGGAUUUAUCGCGCACGUCCGGGACGUCGCCCAUUCAUGUCGGUCUCAGCGGACAUGACGAAUUCGCCGGUCUUUCAGCAUAAAUAAAUCUCGAUCGUCAGUCGCACCGUGUUUGAUCCCGCGAUGACGUGUCCCCCCCGCGGUAUAUUAUUUAUGAUAUAAAUAUUUUUAUCAAUGAACACGCCGCGCAGUUGGUCGCGAAUCUAAUCUAAUCUGUCGCUGAACGAAUACGAUACUGACCACCGUACGUUACAGUGGAAUUUUACAGUUUUAUAAACGAUUAUUGCUACGUUUUUAUAGUCCGUUGCGGUCGCAGUUUGCGGCAGACCGCUUUAGACCGCUUUAGACCGCUACCAAGCCGGAAGUAAAACAAGAAGAAAAUACAAUGUUGGCUCUAUUUUUAGUAUUACUUUGUUCUCCAUUUAUUGUCGACGCAGUCAACCGAGACAACUUUAAAAGAUGCGAUCAGAGCAGUUUUUGUCGACGUUGCAGAAAGCAGGAACCUGGAAAGACACCAUAUCAACUUUUACCAGAAACUCUUAUACAGAAUGAAUUUAUGAUCACCAUAGAAUUAUAUAAUAAGGAUACAAAUAUCUUCUAUGUGGUGAAACUUAUCUCACUGAAGGAUAAUACAUUUAGGUUACAUGUUAAUGAGAAACACCCGCUACAUCCUAGAUAUGAAAAUGAAUAUGCACUUUAUGACCAGCCGCAAACAGUAAAAUUGGAUUCUGUGGAAAAGACUGCUGAGAGUAUAACAGUAACAAAGGGUGAAAAUAAAGCCAUUUUAUACAUUAAUCCAUUUAAGGUAGACUUAUACUCUCAAGGUGUUUUAGCAAUAUCAGCAAAUGCUCGCGGCCUUAUGAGAUUUGAGCAUUUGCGUACUAAACCAGUAAGACCAGAACAAAGUGAAAAUGCUGAAGCUGUGGAGAUAAAUAAUAGCACGUUUCCUGGUGAUGGUGCUGAUAAUGAUCCUGGUGCUUGGGAAGAAAAUUUCAAGGAACAUCAUGAUGCCAAACCAUUUGGGCCAGAGGCUGUUGCCAUGGAUUUCAGUUUUCCUGGAUCGGAAUACGCAUACGGUGUGCCAGAACAUGCUGAUUCAUUAGCAUUACGGUCAACCAAAUCUACUGAUCCAUACAGACUGUAUAAUUUAGAUGUAUUCGAGUAUGAAACAAAUGAACGUAUGGCUUUGUACGGCGCUGUUCCGGUUCUUUAUGCUCAUGGGAAGGAAAGAACUUCGGGUGUUUUCUGGCAUAACACAGCUGAAACUUGGAUAGAUAUUUUAUUAAGUGCAGACAAUAACGUUGUAGAAAGCAUCGUUAAUCUCGUAUCUGGAUCUAGUAAAAAGUCCCAAGUGGAUGCUCAUUUCAUGUCUGAAUCUGGAGUUAUCGAUGUAUUCUUUAUGUUAGGUCCAAAGCCAUUAGAUGUGUUUAGGCAGUACACAAUUUUGACUGGUACAGCUCCUUUGCCACAGAUGUUUACUCUGGGAUAUCAUCAAUCUCGUUGGAAUUAUAACGAUCAAGACGAUGUUGCAACAAUUGCCGAAAGUUUUGAUACACACGACAUACCUAUGGAAGUUAUGUGGCUUGAUAUCGAAUACACCGACAGUAAGAAAUAUUUUACAUGGGAUUCACGCAAAUUUCCAAAUCCUCUUGAUAUGAUACGCAAUCUUACUGCCAAAGGAAGAAAACUAAUAGUCAUUAUUGAUCCUCAUAUUAAACGUGAUAGCAAUUACUUUUUACACAAUGACGCCACCAGCUUGGGUUAUUAUAUUAAGAAUCGAGACGGUAAAGAUUACGAGGGUUGGUGCUGGCCCGGAUCCUCGUCGUAUUUAGACUUCUUCGACCCAAAGGUCUUUGAAUAUUACGUCGGCUUAUACAGUUUAGAUAAAUUCCAUGGUACCACCAACGAUGUUUACAUUUGGAAUGAUAUGAAUGAACCGAGUGUAUUCAACGGGCCCGAAAUAACAGCAUUAAAGGAUCUCGUUCAUUACGGAGGUUGGGAACACAGAGAUGUCCACAAUAUAAAUGGACAUAUGUACAUUCGGGCAACAUACGAAGCUCUAUUCCGUCGGUCAGGAGGUACCUUGAGACCCUUCGUCCUAACGAGAUCUUUCUUCGCUGGGUCUCAACGCUACGCGGCAAUGUGGACUGGCGACAACACGGCUGAUUGGAACCAUCUCCGUGCGAGUUAUCCUAUGUGUCUGUCGGUCGCUAUAUCAGGAAUAUCAUUCUGCGGUGCCGACGUCGCUGGUUUCUUCAAGAAUCCAGACUCCGAAUUAUUCAUCAGGUGGUAUCAAGCGGCAGUGUGGCUGCCUUUCCUCCGUCAGCAUUCUCACAUAGAAACAAAGAGACGAGAACCAUGGACAUUUAACGAGGAGACCACGCAGGUAGUUCGCGAGGCACUCAGACUGCGGUAUUCCUAUCUCCCAUUCUGGUACACUCUCUUCAGAGAACACGAAAUCAACGGUUCACCCGUUAUACGUCCUCUAUGGGUUCACUAUCCAUCCGAAGCGGAAACCUUCACCAUUGAUGAUCAUUUACUGCUCGGUGAUUCUAUACUUGUACGUCCGGUAUUCCAGUCAGGUGCCACGGAAGUGUCUAUUUACUUCCCAGGAGAGAGCAAGUUGGCGUGGUACGAUAUCGAUACGAUGCAACCUUACCAACAAGCAGGAUACGUCAAUAUGCCGGUAACGAUCCACAAGGUUCCUGUAUUCCAAAAGAGUGGUUCUAUUGUUCCACGAAAGAUGAGGAUACGACGUAGUACGGUCCCUAUGAAGAAUGAUCCUUACACGCUAAUAGUAAUCGCCGAUAAUAAUGGCAGAGCUAGUGGAAAUCUAUAUAUCGAUGAUGAAGCCAGUUUUGAAUAUCGUCAUGGAAAAUAUUUGUACCUAAGACUAAAUUUGACUGGCAAUAAGAUAACUUCGACCCUAAUAGAUAAAUUAGCUUCAUACGAGACACUAAGCUGGUUGGAAAGAAUAGAUAUAGCCAAUCCACCUCAAGGAAUCAAGUCUGCCCAGCUGGAAUCUCACAGUAUGGGAAAAGUAACUCUGGAGACUAAGUAUAAUCCAAAUAACAAUGUAUUAACGAUACGUAAACCAGCUGUAAAUAUGGGCGAAGAAUGGACUAUUGAAUUAUUGCGUUAGGAUUAUGAUUUCAUUCAUAAUCGAUUCAGUAAUCAUACUUGAUAAUGCCACUCUUUUUUAUUAUACAUACUAUACAUAUUUCAGCUGUGAUCCGGAUUAUUAUGUCUAUU